AGCCUCCAGAAUCGGAAGUUCGACUCUGCGGCAGCCCACCACCGUGAACUCAUCGCCAUCUCCAUUUCCGACUUAACAAUGUCUAAGUGGUGGCGCGGCUUGCGGACGGUGGUUCAGGUGCGUACCCUGAACGAGCCACCUUGCUCGCACUCUUACCACACUAUCCAGGCCAUCCCUAGAGAGUGCAGUGGUAGUCGGAUCUCGAGGAGGGACCGAGACCAGGGCAGGAUUCCGGCCGUCGUCUUUUCACAGAACCUCCUUGAUAAGGACCCCUACAAUCGAUCCCUCGCCAGGAAGCAGCUAUUGACCACCGAGAGGAAGCAGAUUAAGGCCGUUCUCAAAUCCGUGGAGCUACCUUUCUUUUACUCUACUACCUUCCCACUCCAGAUCCGCGCUGGCUCCGGUUCGUCGAUCCUCCUUGAGUCCGGGAGAGUAUUACCCAUCAAGAUUCAUAGGGACGAGGAGACAGGGAAGAUAUUGAAUUUGGUUUUUGUUUGGGCCGAUGAUGGGACCGAGUUGAAAGUUGAUGUGCCGAUUGUUUUCAAAGGAUUGGAGCAUUGUCCUGGUCUCAAGAAAGGGGGUUCCCUGAACAAGAUAAGAGCUAGUCUAAGGUAUCUUUGCCCAGCCGAACACAUUCCUCAGAAAAUUGAGGUGGAUGUGAGAAAACUAGAUAUCGGGGACACAGUGUUGAUGCAAGAUGUUGAGGUUCAUCCAUUCCUGAAGCUUCUAAGCAAGAAUGAGACCAUGCCUAUAUGUAAGAUUGUGGCAACAAAUUUUGAAAAUGCACAAUGCAAGUCAGUGUAGGCUAGGCGAAGAAACCUGAAGUGAACUAAACUCAAAAGGUCUUGAUGGAGCACACCACGAGGUAAAAACCAUUUCAAGAAUAUGUCUUCUAGAGGUGUUGAUUUGAGAUUUCCAAAUCGUCCAGAAAGUCAACAUUUAGCAUGUAAUCAGGCAAAAGUGGUUCAAUUGUGGUAGUUAUGAAUGGAAAAAACGGAAUACUUCUAUCAAUGCUUUUAGUUGUCUCAGUUUUCUUACUAUUUGGAAUUGACAUUCAAUGGUGGUUAUUGUGAUGAGGACUUUUCCUUUUGUUUGGUAUAUCAAUGAUAGGUUAUACAAUAAUUCUCCUCGUUGCUA
Molecule: messenger RNA, 1137 nt
Organism: Rubroshorea leprosula
Lineage: Eukaryota; Viridiplantae; Streptophyta; Magnoliopsida; Malvales; Dipterocarpaceae
Source: the annotation of a GenBank genome assembly